Closterium sp. Naga37s-1 is the source of this 4020-nucleotide messenger RNA. Lineage: Eukaryota; Viridiplantae; Streptophyta; Zygnematophyceae; Desmidiales; Closteriaceae. The record is from the annotation of a GenBank genome assembly.
AUGCAGAAAGUGCCCGACGCCGUCCGGGACGGGGACGCGGGCUCCGGCCUGCUAGCAAUGAGCGCGUUGUGCUGGGUGGUGAGGAGGAUGGAUCUCCUGACCGGCGCCCUCUGUCGCAGUGUGACCAGCAUGGACAAGGUCAACGUUUCGGGGUUGAAGGGGCUGCGGAAUGGGAUGAUAACCUUCGUCAAGGAGCACGUCGCUCUCAAACAGUCGGGCCAUGUCGGAGUUGCUGCCGACGCCUGUGACGACGACGGCGAGGAGGCCCCUUUGGCAUCCACAGCAAUAGGUGUCGCCUACACCGUCGAUGAUGCGCGUGGGACUUCGAUCGGAGAGCCCAGAGGCGGCGUCGACAAGGAAGAUGAGGAGGUGGGAAGGGCGGUGACUGGGACCGCGGAGAAGAACCAGGAGGAUAACGAGGAUCAGGAAGAGGACCAUGAGGAUCGUGAGGAGGAGGAGGAGGAGGAGGAGGAGGAGGACGAGGAGGACGAGGAGGACGAGGAGGAGGAGGAGGAGGAGGAGGAGGAGGAGGAGGAGGAGGAGGAGGAGGAGGAGGAGGAGGAGGCGGAGGAGGCGGAGAAGCAGCAAGAGGGGGAGCAGGAGGAAGAGGUCGAGUGGGAGUUGGAGGAAAUGGAGGUGGAGUACGUAGAGGGAGCGGCGGAAACGGCUGGGAGGUCGGCAGAUGUUGUGAACAAGGGAGGGGAAGAUGCCGACGAGGAGAAAGUCGGCGUGGAGGAGGCUCACGGGGGGGGUGAGAAGGUCGUGGUCGGCGAUGUGGAUGGCGACGCGAAGGAAGUUAUCGACCUCGAGGUCGUUGGAGAAGGGGAUAACGCCGCGGCCACGAAGCCGACGGGCGUGGAAGCGCCUACCGAGACCACCGCAGGGAAGGCCGGGGGGGAGCGGUCUAGGGUGAAGAAGGCGGCGCGCGGUCAUCCCGGUUCCUCCGCAUCUGGUCGGCAGGCACCGCUGGACGUCGUCGAGCAGCUGCGACAGGAGAACAUGCGAUUGACGGCAGAAAAUGCCCGUAUGGAGAAGGCGCUCGAAGAUGAAAGGGGUCGGGUGGACAGGUUUGUGUUGGGGAUGCGGGGACUCCUCGACAAGCUCCAGUCGUUGGCCAACCAGGUCGCCGUCUCCGACCAUAAUGCGGCGAAACGGCUGCUAGAUGCGACGUCGGCCGUGUCGACAACCAUCACGGACAACAUCACCAACCACAUGGACGAUCCGUGGAAGGCGAUGAAGUCCUUCGCCGAAAAGGCGUCGACGUGGUUGGCGGAAAUCGACGGUCCGGAGGGAAGUAUGGCAGUUGAACGCGCAAAAGCGGUCGCCGCCUUGGGCAACCACGUGGAAGCGGUGGUGGACGAUGCGAAGCUGGGUUUGGAGGACUUCAUCUCGAAGCACCUAGCCGCCGCGCAGGCCAACAUUGCCGCCGCGGUAACUCGCACCAUCGCCGUGCCGCCGCCGCCCCCGCAGCAGCCCACGCCAGCCUUCCCGGACGAGCUCAUGAAGUCGUUCAAGGCGGACGUGUUGAAGGCGGUGACGGAGGCCACCCAGCAGUCGUUUGUUGCGUCCGGGUUAAAGCUCAUGACCGAGGUGAUCGGCAAUGUGGCGGCUGGUCGGCGUGCGUCGUCGCCGUCGGCCAAUGACGCCGAUCCCGCGCAACGAAGGGAGGCCGACAAGCAGGGCCGGAAAAGGGCGGGCGGCGGAGAUGAUGCAGGGAGCGUGAAGCGGAGCAAGGGAGCCGAUGGAGGCCGCGGCGUCGGCGCGGUGGGUCCAGGCGGCUCGCGGACUCGAGGUCAGAGCGUGGUCGACCAGCUCAAGAAGAACGGGGCCAAUGUGAUAAGGUCGCACAGCAAGGGCGAUGGAAUCGGGAGUGCAGAUGGGGGCCAUGCCGACGAGGUUGCCGCACAAGACGGCGGGAAAGGCUUGAGCGACAAGGAGAUCCCAACCGCUCAAACGGCGAUAGAUGGCGGCGCCAGAACCGUCAAGGGACCGUCUGUCGGGGUCGCGGGGACCACGUCGAUUCCCCGAAAACCCCCUGCGACUAGCAGCGCGCCGGUCGGCCCGUCAGCCGCCAACAACGAUGGGCCGGCCCUUGUGGCUACUCCAGCUGCAGUGGGCCCGUCUGCCGCCAAGGGCGACGCGAAGGAUGCUGCGGCUAACCGCGACGGUCCGUCCGCCUCUAAGGUGCCCGCAGCGGCGAACGCGCUCAGGGAAAUGCUCCACCGCAUGGAGGCCCAUCGCAAGGACGUGCAUGCCCCACAUACCGCGCCUCUGGUCGCCGCCCAUCCAACUGCGGACCCAAAGUCCGCAUUGCUUCGCGCUCGGUUAGGCGCACGUAGUGCGGCAGCGCCAGCACAGACUCGGCCGGAAGCCGGCUCAAGCGCGACGCCGACGUCGGUAAACGAGGCGGCGGAGAAGGGCGUGAGGGCAGCGCUAGCCACCGGCGGCGGAGCCGUUGACCAUGCACAAGCGUCGAUAGGCCACAACGACGCCGACAUCGCUGCCAUCCAGAACCUGUUGGAAUCGGUAAAACGCCCCGGGCACCCCGCUGCUCUGGCCAUCUCGGACACGGCGCAUGUGGAGCCCUUGGCGAAUCCCCCCGCUGGUUCAGCGGAGCCAAAGACGACCACUGAUGCUGUCGGCGAUGGAGAGUCGAAACGGAAGGGGAAGGCCGACACAGUGAAAGGGAGGGCGAGCUCUCAGAGGAAAACACGGGCGAUGUCGGCCGAGACAGGGAGGGAUAAGGCGAAGGAGAAGUCGGUGGAGAAAGGGAAGGAGAAGGCGGAGGAGAAGGAGAAGGAGAAGGAGAAGGAGAAGGCGGCGGAGAAGGAGAAGGAGAAGGCGGCGGAGAAGGAGAAGGAGAAGGAGAAGGCGGCGGAGAAGGAGAAGGAGAUGGCGGCGGAGAAGGAGAAGGAGAAGGAGAAGGAGAAGGAGAAGGAGAAGGAGAAGGAGGAGAAGGAGAAGGAGAAGGGACGGAAGGGUCAUGGCAUCCGCCACGACAACUCGGGCGACGGUCUUGGGUGGGUGGGCGAGAUUAAGGUGCUCGGCGCUAAUCGAUACAUCGGCAAAUCGCGCGAGAAGAUGGAGCUGGCGUACUUGCACUCGAUUGCGUACAUCGUCUACGAUGGCUACGUCAGCAAGGUCCUCAUGGCCGAGCUCACCGGCUUGGAGGAAACCGAGUUGGAGAAGUGGAGGAUGGUGUGGGAGGAGGUCAAGAUUUUGCCGACAGGGAUGUGGACGGUGAUAUGGGCACGGGGCGCGUACCUUCCAAAAACACGGUUCGAUGACAUUCUCGGCCAGUAUCGAGCGUACAAGAGCUCAGGCGAUGCGCACCACGACGCGCUCUUGCCGACGAUCUGGUUCCCCGUCGAUGCCGUCACAAAGGAAGGCCAGGAGAAGUCGGGUGCUAUGAUGUCGGCCAUGAUAGGUCGCGUGUCCAUGUGCGCUGCGUAUGGGAAGGUCGCUGCUAGCGCGGCGAGGAAGGAGGGAGACACUGAUGAGAAGACGGUGAUUGCGGCACAGGCGUUAUCGGCCUCCGCUUGCGCCGAGUGGUGCUUAGUCGAGAACGACGACGCCCAGGUGGUCGAUGCUGUGGGCGAAGGGAAGGCGGCGGCGAUGGUGGUCGGUGCGAGCGAGAAGACCGCCGGUGUCUUCAAGGAGGUCAUGCAGGCGGUGCUGGAGGCCGAGAUCGACCGGGAGCAACCCCUGGGGGAGGUUGCGCACAACGUCGCGCCGGCGCUGCAGAGUCUCGCUCUGCACCGGGUCUACCCGGGGGUGGAUCAUGAAGUCGAAGCCGACGUGAUUGCUAGAGCGACAGUGGAGACAUUGGCGUUCUGGGGAAUGUGCCCCGUCGCCGGGCCGAAACUCGAAAAGAUCGGCAUCGCGGUGCCGUGUGACGCGCAGAUGGAGUACGACAUUGAACACAGGGGGAGGAAGGGGCAGAGAGGCAAGCAGGGCAAGGACAGCACGGGGAAGAAGGGGAAGAAGGGCAAGAAGGGCAAGGACAGCACGGCGGCGUAG